GGAAAGAAACCAAAAGAAACAGGGCGCCUGAGCUCACCGCUCACCGGAGACUCGUCGGCGAGCGUGCGAAAUUCGCGACUUUUAAAAUGGACGACGAGACCGAUCAGGAUACCACGAUCGAGGAUGACUACUACACGUUCCUGAACAUCUCGAGAAACGCUAGUCCUGAGGAUAUCAGCAAUGCUUAUCGCAGACUUAGUAGACUCUACCAUCCAGAUAAGCAUGUGGACCCAACGCUUAAAAAGGAAGCAGAGAUUCUUUUUAAUCGCACAAAGAAAGCGUAUGAAGUGCUGAACGAUCCACAUCAAAGGGCAAUUUAUGACUCGCUGGGUAUCCGUGGAUUGGAGACGGAAGGAUGGGAAAUUGUGCAACGUACAAAAACACCUCAAGAGAUUCGAGAGGAAUACGAGAGGCUGGCGAGGGAGAGAGAGGAGAGACGUCUGCAGCAGCACACUAAUCCCAAAGGCACUGUAACGGUAAACAUCAAUGCCACCGAUCUUUUCAGUAAAUACGAUGAAGAUUACAACGAUGGCAGUGGGCUGUUUUCAUGCAUUGAAGUCAGCGGGAUGUCAUUUGCACAGUCUAUUGAAGCCCCUCUGACCUUGAGGGACACAGUGACUAUGUCCGGCCAGCUCGGGACCCAAAAUGGUACAGGUUCCGGGUCCAUUAAUGUCUCGGCGAAGAGACUGGUAUCUUCAAAGGGUUGGGUUGAAGUAGAGGUUGGGGCUGGCAACGGUCCAACGUUUUCCCUUAAAGCAUUUCGUACAUUAACAAAACGAUUAUUUUGUGACGGAGCAACGAUACUGCAAUUUACGUCGCAUGGCGUGAAAGCUGGCUACGUUGGGACUCUUGCGAUGCAAUUGGAUAAACACACGGUAGGAUACCUUACAUACAGAGCUGGCAUUCAAGACGCCAUGAGCACAAUGAUUGUGAGAGACACGUCGCAAUCGUACACGGCGUUUUCUAUACAUUUCGGACUUCUACAUUCUUUUGUCAGUCUUAACUAUACGUACAAGAUGGAAGAGAAGCAACUUAAGCUUCGUGGUAGUGUUAAAGCUGGAACAUUUGGUGCGUUUCUCGAAUAUGGUGCAGAAAAGAAGGUCUCCAAGCAUAGCUCGGUCUCGGCGGCUGUACGCAUCGGCGUUCCAACUGGCGUCACGUUAAAACUUAGAUUGAGUCGCGCCUCACAGGCGUAUACGUUUCCUAUCCAUUUGUGUGACGAAGUUCUUCCAGCUCCGGUCUUUUAUGCCACUGUGGCGCCCAUAAUCACUUGGACGGUCAUUAAGAAACUCAUAAUCGAUCCCGUCGUGAAAGAACGGACAGAGAGGGAAAAGGAGAAACAGAGAGAAAUAAACAAGUCCCGAAUGUUGGAGAAACAAAGGGAAGCUAAAGCGGCCACUGAACUAAUGAAGGAAACUGUCAGCAGGAUAAGAGCCGAGGAGGAAUCCAAGAAAGGAUUAAUCAUUACUAAAGCAUUGUACGGUCGAUUCGUUUAUCCACAACAAGAUCGAGGUAUCACGGACGAAAGCGGACACAGAGAUGAAAUGAUAGACGUAACGAUUCCUUUGCAAUGUUUAGUCAAAGAUUCUAAACUGAUCCUUCAUAAGGCAUCUAAGAGUCAACUACCUGGAUUUUAUGAUCCAUGUGUGGGAGAAGACAAGCAACUUUUGGUACAGUAUCUCUUUCAUACUCAUACGCAUGAAUGUGUUAUACAGGAUGAUGCACCUCUCAGGAUACCAGUCUCGUCACACAAAGUGAACACUACUUGACAUACAGAUUCAACAACGAAAUCAAAAACCAGUCGUCGCAGUUCCCGUCAAUGAUUGACAUAUUACUUUGGUAUAGAUUUGUUCAUUUUUAGAGGUUUAAUUUUACAUAAAGGG
This is a messenger RNA of Cyphomyrmex costatus, 1883 nucleotides long. RefSeq names its product dnaJ homolog subfamily C member 11. The record is from RefSeq and is a predicted model, not a curated record. Gene Ontology annotation, biological process: cristae formation. The coding region runs from base 87 to 1769 and encodes 560 amino acids. The transcript is spliced from 8 exons. Lineage: Eukaryota; Metazoa; Arthropoda; Insecta; Hymenoptera; Formicidae.